CAAGCUCGACGUGUUGCAUGCAACAAAUUUUUGUUUUUGUUUUUUUUUUCUCGUCCAUUCGCGGGUCGGUAUACUUGGAAAUCUUAAAAACAACACAAGAUUAAAACAAAAAUUGUUACUUGUGUGUUGAUUUUAUGUGUGCUGUGCUCGAAUGAAUUGAGUCUUUUUGGUGUUAACUUUGACAUAGACUGAUGCAUUUUUAGUAUUUUUUUUUUAUUUAAUGAAAUUUAUCGAUUAACCUUUUGCACAUGUAUCUCUGGAGAUGUUGAAUUAUUUUCUGUAAUUUUUUGUACACAUCGGAAACGCGUCAAAUCAAUCCAGUGCAUAACGAAAAGUGUUGAUACGUCGAAAUAUAUACUAAAUGUGGAGAUAAAGCCGCUCCAUUUAAAUAUUUAUUUUCCAGUUGCAAUUGUGUGUGCGUGCGUGCUAGCGACCAAGGAAAGAAAUAAUAGUAAAUCGGAGAGUAACAUUACUUGUCGCUAUAUUGCUUGUAACGAGAUAACGUUAAUUUUAACAACAUUUUUAAAUUCGACGGAUUGUUUUUAUUGUAAACAUGUACGCGGUCUUUAUGGGCUUGAAAAAAGAGGUGUAACUGGGAACUGUUGAAUUGUUUACUAAAUUGAUUACGCUAUAAGCACGGGAGUCAUUCAUUGAAAGAACAUCACGUCAUCAAUAGAAGAGAGCAGAACAUUUCAUUUAUGCGCCAUAUCUCGACAUGCCAAAAACAACGACUCAACAUUUACACAUACGAUCGAUUAGAUAGAUAUCGGAAUAGCCGGAGAACACACACACAUUUCGGACUCAUCAAUAAACUAAUUAACAACAGUUACGCGGAGGUAGUUAAGUGAUUAGCAUAUGGUGCGCGAUUACGAAAUUAAAUUUGUCUCAUCGUGUUAAUGGUUACAAGCCACUGUGAGAAGUGAGAUAUACUUGAAUACAUACACAUAAUAAUAGUGAACGUUGGGUUCAUCUUUCAUUCUCAAAUUAUACUUGCGAUCAACAACAACAACGAAGAAACGAAAACAAAAAACUUCUGUUAACAGUAAAUAAUCGCGCAUUGUUUUGAAACGAAUGAUACAGCAAAAAAACAGCAAUUUUUCAUUUAUUCGUUUCAUGCUGAAUUGGGUCACUUGUGAACUUACGGCAAGAGAUAGAUGGUGAUUUACUUCAGUCACAUCAGAACCGACUGCACAUUGUAAAUAAACAUCAAGCCAGUAAUGUACGAUUUCCGUGAUCAAAUAUCACACAAUGAGGUCGUCUGACGAGGAAUUUAAUUCAUCAUCAGAAAGAGUACUGAAUGAUAAUGAGGGCAGUAAUUUGAGUGCCUUUUGUACGUUACGUACGGACCGAAAACAAAAGAAACCAACAUCGGAUCAUUCAAAUAGUUUGAACUUUUGCACGUUAAGAAAUCGACGCGAUAGAUCACCGAAUGGCAGCAUCUUUUCGGUACCGUACAAUCGAUUGAACGAGUCGGUUCCCAAUGAAAAUUCAUUCGAAACGGAAAAUGGAAAUCUUAUCGAUUUGGAUGAUACGGUGCAACCGGAAGCGGAAGCCAUCAAUACGUCGCUGAUCGAAAAGUAUGAGGAUUUGAGUGACUGGAUACCGAAAUCAUCACAAAGUACGAGCAAUACACUGGAAAAAUCGGAUCGCAAACAAUCUUUGAAAGAACUGAAACGACUGUCGUCCUAUUGUACGUUACGGCCUGAGCAGAGGCGUAAGUACAUAUUACGCACCAUAUCCACACUAAGAAACUCGAACAAAAUCUCAGACGAAGCAAAUAAAGCACUCAGUCUCCUCCAUGAACUGAACGGUUUCAAUACGAAUGACGGAUGUACAUCGUCUGCAACGGAUAUUGCGACAUGUUUUAGCGAUCCAGAAAAAGUGGAAGAUUGCUUAUUGGAAUUAGAUGCAUACCUGGAGGAAAUCGACCGCAAUUAUUUGUACAGCGAUGGAAUAGCAAGUGAGAAAGAAAAUAAUUUUCCGCUAGACAAAGUCGUAUAUGUGCAACAAUGCAAAGCAAAUUGUAAUAACGAUGAUGGAAGUAAUAAAAAUAGCCGUGAAGAAAAUGAAAAAGUGGAAGAAAUCGUAACAGCAGAUGGAGAAAAAGAUAAUUGUGGCUACAGUGAAUUUUUGAACAGAUUCAGUGAUUGCGAUAAUGCAAAUGGUGUGACGGAUAAUAAUAAUUGUCGGAUGAGUGAUGUCAAUGUACAUGAACAUUCUCAUGAUGAGCAAAGUGAUCGGUUGAGUGGUGUUGUGAAUUUGAAAUGUGAAGAUGCUGCCAUGGAUAUCGAUAACGAAAUAUGCAGAGGACAAUCACACCGGAAUACCAUUAAUGUGGCGAGUGGGAGCACGUUUCCGCGGAGUAGUGCACUAAGUAAAGCAUCAGCAAGUACCGCAAAGCGACAUUCGUCGUGGCGACGAAAUUCUAUGAGAAAAACACGUCCCAUUCACAUACCUGAGCACAACAUAUCUUUACCAUCAACGUCAACAUCACACGCUGCAACUAAUCAAGCAGCAACCAGACGACUAACAUUGCCAAUUUUACGAAAAUCCAAUGACACAGUCACUUUGGUGUCAUCCAUGGAACCAACCAGUCAUACGCCCAUUCCUACGAUAGACACAACGGAACCAGUGUUUAAACCGAACGAACCACUGACUGUAAACAUCGAAAAUGAAUUGAAUAGUAGCUCCGAAGCGGUCGAGCCAAGAACGUUGGGCGACGAAUUCUUAAACACAUUGACUCAGUCGACGAGCGACGUUACCGACGUGGAGUCCGGAUUCGAUUUUGGAUGCCCGGAAACGCAUUUCGGAAGUGAUGACAACGCUCAUAAUCGACCCCGACAAAUGGGACGACGAGCGGAGGCUCGAGUGCGUGUUGUAUCGAUUACUACCGAAACGAAUUCACUGGGCAAUCAGCGCAUUAUUGUCAAUCACGAUCGGCCAACUAGUGCGCCAGUGCGAGUAACUCAACAUCCGACCGAACAAUACGUAGCAUCUGAGCCUAGCUCGGUAAUUUCAUCCAGAAACGCUAGUCCAGUAUCGAUAAUAUCGAGUAGUGCUUCCAGUUCGACUGCGUCGGCUGCGGAUAAUACAGAAAGGCCACCGCCCCAGCAGCGAUCGUCCGCUUCGUCUGACCCUGACAAUGUAUUAGACGAACCGGAAGAGAAAAUCAAAAUCUGGCCACACUGUUUCAGUCGCAUUUUAGCUGCAUCGUGUUGUACAUUGGGUCUGUUUAAUAUUUCUAGAUUUUCCAUUCUUAGCAUUUAUUUCGGAGCUAAUUUCAUAGUUCAGUUCCUAAUCCUUUCGAUUCUAUUCGGUGUUCCAAUGCUCUGGUUGCAAAUGGCAUUAGGAUCUCGGCUGAAAGGUGGCCCAAUAUCGAUGUGGCGAGUCAGUCCGAUCUGUAAAGGCAUUGGCAUUUCGUUGCUAUUUGUUCAAGCAUUUGUGGCACUGUAUUCAGCCGUUAGCAUCGGAUGGGUACUCGUUUACUUUAGAGAUUCAUUUGCGACACAGACCGGACGAUAUCGAUGGCAAGAGCCGUUUCUCCUAUUUCGUUAUCGUGCCAAUGAGUCAAUCAAGCUGGAAGAGACAGUCGCCGAUUAUUUCAAUGGUGUUGUGCUGCAGAGAUUACAAUUGGGACCGGGCGGUCGGAAUGAUAAUAAUGGAAUUGGAGCGGUACGCUUCCAGGUGGCUUUUAACAUGGCCGUUCUUUGGUUAUGCGUAUUUGUUGUGUUAUGCAAGGGUUUGCGGUCGUAUGGUAAAAUCGUAUUGGGGUUAAUGGUAGUACCGUUGAUCGGUUUGACAACGUUAUGCACGAAAAUGCUGACCAUGAUCAAUUCAACCAGCCUACAGAACAUUUUCCCGGCAACCGAUUGGCAGGACUUUUUCAUUAACAGCCAAAGUUGGUUAUCCGCCGCACAAGAAGCAUUUUUAACCUGGGCUCUGUUCGGCGCAUCUAUCAUAUCAAUCUUCAGCAAAACAACACAUUUGCAAGAGAAGAAAACAGCAUUACGGCGAGACGCCCUGAUCGUUGUUCUGAUAACCAUUUCUGGGCUCAUUCUAGCCGCCGUUCUCGGAAAUGCUUGUGUGCAAAUACUGAACGACUACGGUUUCUACUACUUCCCUGGAUCUUAUGAAAACCUAAACUCUUAUGUGUUCCUUCUUCCAUCCAAUGCUCCUCUGCCCUCCCAACUGAUUGCAACUCCAUCGAAAUGGCUUCCACGGUAUUCGACUGUGCUGGGAGAAAAUUUCCGACGCACUGGCAUGAAUCCGAAUCGUGAAAGCGGCUACGGAGCUCUUCGUUUAGUCACAGAACUAUUUCCAUCGGCAUUGGCAGCCGCAACUCAACAAAACAUAUCUGCUGGCUGGAGUGUGUUGGGCUUUCUGCUGUUUCUCAUAUUCGGACUCGCUCAGCUCUGUGCAAUGUGGAAGCCGAUAGCUGGUUCACUCGGAAAUUCUACCAGUUCCAUCCUAUUGAGCUGUGUGACCGGACUUUUGUUGGGCAUACCGUUGGCAACUGAAUGUGGCAUUAAUGUGAUACAUUUCUUCGACACUAUAAUCGGUGGCAGUUGGUUCGUUCUGCUGCUGUGGGUUGGACAAAUAUUUGCAAUUUUUCUAGUCAGGGGGCGUCCAUAUUCAGGAGACAUACUUGUAAAUGAUCUUCACCUUACGCAAACUUUGUCGGCCUUUGUGGCUCUGUCGUGGAAUGUACUGUUGCCAAUCGGACUGAUGACCUUAUGUAUUAUGGAGUACAGACAAUCGAAUUCAAGAGACUUGUAUCAAUGGAGAGGCAGAACGUAUUGGGCGAUGUGGACAAGAAAACUGGGCGGAUUUAUGCAAGUCGGUUUUCUGUUGCUCGUUCCGAUCACUUCUAUCAUCCAGAUCUAUCGUUAUCUGAGUAACGGGCCGCCAGACAUUUUAGAUAGGAUUCAGGCACUCUAUCGGCCAUCGUUAAGCAGACCAACAUCAGCUCAAAAUCGUUACACAGAGAACCGAAACGAUCGGCCAGAUCCUAAUAACUCUAUUCCGGCUGUUAUAACAUUGGAGGCGCGUACAAUGACUGAAGAUGCACCGCCAAAGUAUACGCCACCACCAUCAUAUACAACAGCCACUGGUGCUAGGAUAGCCAAAAUGCUUAGGAAUAGUAUCCGCCGUAGUGUUCGAAGAAUAAUCGGUGAACCGAGUAGCCGACAAAGACCUAGCAUACCACAGACCGUAAACAUUUCGUUUGACGAAUGUUUGCCGCCAGCUUAUUCGACCGUUCGCCGGGAUCCAAUCGUAAAUCUGCAGCACGAAGUCGUCAACAAUCGGAAUACACUCGAUCCGCACCGACAAAUCCAAACGACCGAACUGAUGAACCGAUCUCGAACGUUAACCGCACAGGAUGUGGCUCAACUAUUACGACCCAGUGAUUUGCAGUAUCAACGUGCCGCAUCACUCGGCACCUAUGUGGAACAGGACCGGAUACUUCGAAAUUCACUGCAAAAGGAAUUGUCGCGAUCGGCCGAGAAUUUGGUGUUGAAUGCGGCUCCGGUAGGUGAAAGUAGCAUCAUUGAUCUCAACCAUUGCAAUGAUGACCGGAAUACAUCUGUGAUUUGAAAGGAAGACAACGAUUGAAUCCCACAUCCCCCAUUUGACAAAGGAAGUGUGCAAUUUCGACAACGAAAUGAAAUUUUUCUUUUCAACGAUCUUCUCUGUGUAUGAACUCCUCUCGAACAUCCGUCCUAUACAGUAAUGACGAAAUGAUUUUUUUGUGUUUGUUUUUUAAUAAUUUAUUUAGCUUUAGUAACAAUAAGAAAGGAAUGCGACAGACAUGGAAUGACAAUUUUUUUUUAGAAGUGAUGUUAGACGACAAGACUUGUUAAUGCUUUUUAGUGAAUUUUGUAAAAUCAGCGUUAAGCCUGGAAUCAUCGAGACUAUGGAAAAUAAAUUGAUUGAUGAAAAGUG
This is a messenger RNA of Bradysia coprophila, 5943 nucleotides long. It is a transcript of the gene bdg, whose product is annotated as sodium-dependent transporter bedraggled. Gene Ontology annotation, molecular function: amino acid:sodium symporter activity; L-amino acid transmembrane transporter activity. NCBI's taxonomy places the organism in Eukaryota, Metazoa, Arthropoda, Insecta, Diptera, Sciaridae. Gene Ontology annotation, cellular component: plasma membrane. Gene Ontology annotation, biological process: sodium ion transmembrane transport; amino acid import across plasma membrane; nitrogen compound transport. The record is from RefSeq and is a predicted model, not a curated record.